This is a messenger RNA of Ilex paraguariensis (yerba mate), 1206 nucleotides long. NCBI's taxonomy places the organism in Eukaryota, Viridiplantae, Streptophyta, Magnoliopsida, Aquifoliales, Aquifoliaceae. The record is from the annotation of a GenBank genome assembly.
AUGGCGACAAAGAAGAGUGUUAGUUCUCUGAAGGAAGCUGGUCUGAAGGGAAAGAGGGUCUUCGUGAGGGUUGAUCUGAACGUUCCAUUGGAUGACAAUUUCAACAUCACUGAUGACACUAGAAUCAGAGCCGCCGUUCCCACCAUCAAAUACUUGACGGGUUAUGGCGCCAAAGUCAUCCUAUCUUCUCAUCUGGGACGUCCAAAGGGUGUCACGCCAAAGUACAGCUUGAAGCCUCUUGUGCCAAGGCUAUCUGAACUCCUUGGAGUUGAGGUUAAGAUGGCAAAUGAUUGUAUUGGUCAAGAAGUUGAGAAAAUGGUGGCUGAAACACCUGAAGGAGGUGUUUUGCUUCUGGAGAAUGUGAGGUUUCAUAAGGAAGAAGAGAAGAAUGACCCUGACUUUGCAAAGAAGCUAGCAUCCCUUGGGGACUUAUAUGUAAAUGAUGCUUUUGGCACUGCACACAGAGCCCAUGCUUCCACAGAGGGAGUGGCGAAGUACUUGAAGCCUUCUGUUGCUGGAUUUCUUAUGCAAAAGGAGCUUGACUAUCUAGUUGGAGCUGUGUCCAAUCCUAAAAAGCCAUUUGCCGCAAUUGUUGGUGGCUCAAAGGUAUCAAGUAAGAUUGGUGUGAUCGAGUCAUUACUGGAGAAGGUUGACAUCCUCUUGCUGGGUGGAGGGAUGAUAUUUACUUUCUAUAAGGCACAAGGGUACUCUGUUGGAUCAUCGCUUGUGGAGGAGGACAAGCUUGAUCUUGCAACAGUGCUUCUUAAGAAAGCUAAGUCUAAAGGGGUAUCACUGAUGCUUCCAUCUGAUGUGGUUGUUGCUGACAAGUUUGCCGCUGAUGCUAACAGCAAGGUUGUUCCAGCAUCUUCUAUUCCUGAUGGCUGGAUGGGAUUGGAUAUUGGGCCUGUUUCCAUCAAGGCAUUUAGUGAAGCUUUGGACACUACCAAAACUGUCAUUUGGAACGGACCUAUGGGUGUGUUUGAGUUCGAUAAGUUUGCAGAGGGAACAGAGGCAAUAGCAAAGAAAUUGGCAGACCUAAGCGGCAAGGGAGUGACAACAAUUAUUGGGGGAGGCGACUCUGUAGCAGCUGUUGAAAAGGUUGGGCUUGCAGACAAGAUGAGCCAUAUCUCUACUGGAGGCGGUGCCAGCUUGGAGCUUCUUGAGGGGAAGCAACUUCCUGGAGUUCUUUCCCUUGAUGAUGCUUGA